UACAGUAAUCAGUAGUCUUGUUGCCGUCGUUUCGUGCGCACGCUUUGGCUUGACUUCGAUCGCUCUUCUCGGACGGUGUCUUUAAAUAAAUAGUAUAUUAUUUUGUAAAACACGACAGCUACUUAGACCCGUUAAAAUCUGUAGUGACAAUAAGUGCUACCGCUACGUAUAGUAAGACUUAACCGUGUCUGCGUACCUAAUAUCCGUAUUGUUUUCGUGUCGAAUGUGUUUACGUUUACUGUGUUUUUUUCAAAAACCUUUCGAAAGCUGAUAACAACAUUGCGGAAACGACGACGAUAAGUCGUCUAGUGGUGUAGAUCUCAUCGGUCAAUCGAACGAUUUCGAAACUAUCACACCGGUGUCUACUACUAUCGCACACGAUGAACCUGAUGUGCACCGAGUCACAGACGGCCUCCGAAGACAGGUGUUUCGCCGAGGACCGGACUAUUUUCCGGGAUGAGCGGGCUGUUAAGAAGUUGUUGGAGACCGAGUCACAGUACGUGCCCGGGUGUGAUUACAUGGCACACUCCCAUUCCAAUUUGCAACCAUUCAUGAGAAGGGUGGUGGCCACGUGGAUGUUGGACGUAUGCGAAGAACAAAGGUGUGAAGAUCAAGUGUUUCCAUUAUCUGUAAAUUUCCUGGACAGAUUUUUAUGCGCCUGUGACAUAUCUAAAACGCACUUGCAGCUCACUGGUGCUGUGUGUCUGUUAUUAGCAUCAAAAGUGCGACAAUGUACAGCACUUUCCAUCGAACUUUUGUGCUAUUACACAGAGAACAGUGUCACUCCAGAAGAGAUGAGGGAAUGGGAAUUGUUAGUUAUUUCUAAAUUAGAGUGGAGAAUUGUAGCCGUCACUAGUUUCGAUUACGUGGAUCAUAUUAUGGAACAAAUUAAAUGGAAAAGACGAAAUGAUUCGAUGCUCAGAAGGCAUAUGUUGACACUUAUCUCCUUCUGUUAUAUAGAACCCGAUUUCAUAGAGAAAAAACCGUCGGUGAUGGCGGCUUCGUGCAUGCUGUCGGCCAUCCGCGGAAUCGAUCCGUCCGCGGCCGCCGAGGUGGCGUCUGAGCUGUGCGUGCUGUUGGCGUGCAGCGCGGCCGAGGUGGACGAACACGUGUCGCUCAUCGACGCGCUGGUGGCCAGCACGACGGCCGCGGCCACGCCGGAAAAGUCGGAAAACAACAAUCCAGCUUCCGAGCCGCCGGUCAAAAAGCCAUACCGCGUGCAGGACUGCGGCUUGCACGGCGGCGGCGGCCAUCUGUAGUGCGGGUCCCUCGACCACGUGCGUACAAACGGCUGGCACGUUGUACGAUAUGUCCGAGUACAGGUAAAACGUGUCCCGUUGACGAUUUUUUUUUUUUUUUUUUUUGAAAUUUUUCCCUCCGUGUUCAUCCGCCACGAAGACGGUCGUCCGCGGCGGCGGUCGGGUGGAUCCUGUUCUCCGUUUCGGCGUGCGAUAUUAUAUUUUUAUAUCGAACAGUUGUUAUAAUACUUAUAUUAUGAUCAUUGUAAACUCAGCUGCGACGGCGAAGCGCAAAUAUCAUCAUACGCAAAGCGACCGUCGUUCGGUCAUAAUCAUAAUUAUUAUAUAAGAUAAUAUUUUGUUUUGUUUCUACCUCAUGUGAAAUAAUAUAUUAUUAUUGUACAAUAUUAUUAUUUUUAUUAUUAUAAUGUACAACUGCAGGUGUGUUAUAUAUUUUUUUAAUUUUUAUUUAUUUAUUUCCCUACUCGAUAAAAAAAAAAAAAAAAAAAAAAACUGUUGGAAAACGAAAUUAUUAAUUUUUUUUAUUAUCAUAAUAUUAUCAUCAUCAUUAAGUGAUUUACUUGUUUUUUUCUUUAAUUCAAUAAUCUUAUUGUAAUAAGUGAACUUUUCAUUUUUGGUUUUAUUAUGAUUAUUAUAUUAUUACGCUUUUUUCGUCUAUAGUGACGAUGACCACCACUCAAGCGAGUUCGCUAUCUUAUUUUGUUAAUUAAAUAUUAUUACUAUUAUUAUUAUUACAUACGUAGGUUAUAUUAUUAUGUGUUAAGUUAUAAUAUUAAAAGAAAAAUGUGAUAAAUAGUUUUAGAUAUUAUAAGUUCUCCGCAGGAGCUUAUAAUUCAUAGGGUUAAGUGAUUAUUAUCAAUAUUGUAUAACGAUAACAUUAUUCUUCUGUCUUUAGUGUUUAAGUUUUACGCCCCUUAUUGUUUAUUUUAUUUAAUUAUUAAUUAUUAUUACUAUUAUUAUUUUAUGUAUGAUCUCUCCUUAUAUGUAAACGAUAUGGAAAACGUUGUUUCAUUAGAAAAAAAAAAGAUCCAAAAAAAACUGAUUUGUACAUAAUAUUUUUUUUCUUAUUCAUUAGUUUUUUCCCCCGUUGAAGAAAUUGAAUAAUUAUUAAUCAUAAUAAAAAAUAUGGUCCUCCAAUCAUGUAAAAUAUAAUAUGAAUUUAUUCACACACUUAGUUAAAUAUUGUUAUAACAAUUUAAAUGUAGCGGAAAUUUUAUAGAUCUCUUGAACGUGGGCUAUUCAUAUUAUAAUUUAUAAUAAUAAUAAUAUUCGUAAAAUUAGUUUUGUUUUAUUAUUACUAGGUAUUUAAUAUUCUUUAUUUUUCUUUUCAAUACUAUAUUGUAGUCAUUCAGUAAGAUAAAUAUUAUUAUUCGAGUCAAAGUAGCUAAAUUAUUUACAUGUCAUGUUCUUGAUCUCCAAAAACACGUAUAGUAAAAUAUAUAUGAAAAGCAAAUUAUUUAAUUAAUAAGUAUAGGUAUCAAUCUUUAGUAAGAAUGUUAUUUUAUACCUAAAUAAAAUAAAAUAUACAAACGAGACUUAUAUAAACCGCAUUAUUUUUGUUUCUUCUGUUUUAAUAAUAUAGUACAAUACAAAUGAUCAUUUAAUUAAAUUAUUUUAAGUGCAUAAAUAUACAUCGUAAUAUAGUAAAUGCAAAGGGAUAUGGUUCAAUGAUCAUCAUUCGAGUUAUUUUGUUUUUGACGUACUCCCCGCUGAUACACCAUCCCUCAUUUGACCACAAUAGCAGUAACGCUAUUUUCAUUAGUAAUAAUAAUAUUAUUAUUAUUAUUAUUAUUAUUAUUAUUAUGUUUUUUAUUAUUAUAAAAAUUAUUAGUUACUUUGCAAUUAUUAUCAUCAUAAUAUUAUUACUUAGAAGUUAUACACAAGCCAUAUUAUUUUGUCUUUUUCUUUAUUUUUGAGGUAUAAAAAACAUUAUUAUUAUUAUUUUUUUUUUUCAUUAAUUUGAUUAAACGGCUUGACAAAUGGACGGCCCUAAUGUAUUUAUAAAUAUUUUUAUUAUUAUUAUUAUUAUUAUUAUUAUAUUACUAUUAUAAUAAAAUUAGUUUUAUAAUAUAUUAAUUGUAAUUUCUCACGAGUAGGCAACCGAUUCAACGGCACUGCGCUCGGAUACAGCUAUACAAACCAAAUCGAAAUGUCCCUAUUUUGGUCGUCAUCGAGCGAUCAUCCCUAAAUCUUCUUUUCCUCCUCACACACUUCCCCGUACUUUAUUGAUAAGUAUUAUAAUAAAGUAUGUAUACUAAUAGUAUAAUAUAAUAUGUUCACUCCAUUUUUUUUAAUUUUAUUAUAUGUUUUUUUCGACUGUACAACUUACGUGUUUUAAGAAGAAAUAUAUUUAUUGUAUAAAAAAUACGAAAAAUAAAUCGAAACAUAUAUUUUAUUACACCAUAA
Molecule: messenger RNA, 3665 nt
Organism: Aphis gossypii (cotton aphid)
Lineage: Eukaryota; Metazoa; Arthropoda; Insecta; Hemiptera; Aphididae
Product: G1/S-specific cyclin-D2-like
Exons: 4
Coding region: 381-1259 (292 amino acids)
Biological process (GO): positive regulation of G1/S transition of mitotic cell cycle; mitotic cell cycle phase transition; regulation of cyclin-dependent protein serine/threonine kinase activity
Cellular component (GO): nucleus; cyclin-dependent protein kinase holoenzyme complex; cytoplasm
Molecular function (GO): cyclin-dependent protein serine/threonine kinase regulator activity
Source: RefSeq, a predicted model, not a curated record